Messenger RNA from Pecten maximus, 1632 nucleotides. RefSeq lists its product as uncharacterized. The transcript is spliced from 5 exons. The record is from RefSeq and is a predicted model, not a curated record. Lineage: Eukaryota; Metazoa; Mollusca; Bivalvia; Pectinida; Pectinidae. The coding region runs from base 1 to 948 and encodes 315 amino acids.
AUGCCGUUGCAGAAACGAAGGUGCACGAGUGGGAGGGAAAAACUGACCAAUUACUUAGACGAUGAACUUCUUUCGAAGAUUACAGAGAAACUAGUCAUACAAAUCCAGUUAAUCUUAACACAUGGCGACCCCAAAACUGUUGAUUCGUGUACAUCAAAGGAUCUAAUUAUUUCCGGAAAUAGUGACAGGAACACCGUUGUUAAGUCCGCCCUCGUUCCCAGUAUCAGAGCUGUGUAUCUUCGUAUCAAUCCUAGGAGCUGGAACGAAUUUGUCAGUCUCCGCUUUGACGUCAGUGGAUGUUACAACAUUCGGGAAAAGUACAUAGCGUCGGAACAUUAUGAAAAGACACAAAUGUUGGUCCCAGUAGAUCUUGAGCAAUACCCAGUGUUAAACGGAAAUACUCGAUCUUUGUUGGAAUGCGGGAAAAUGUGCCAUCAGAAAGAAUCGUGCCGUGCGUUCACAUUUGACAAAAACCAGACGAUUUGUCGGGAUGUAACAGUAGGAUUCACAGCCCAAUAUUCGGCAAAUUCAGCAUUAAAACAAUUUUAUGUAAACAAAGGCAUUUUCACAUCUCUUGGAUUCCGAGAAUUCCCGAACAGACUUGCUCUUUACAAGAUAAAUGAACAAAGCCUUGACCAAGUCGGCGCUGCUGAUCUCUGUGGUCAAUACUACUCCCAAUUGAUCAAGGUGACUUCUCAACCACAAAUGUCGAGUCUACAGAACAUCAUCACUGGAAAUGAUAUUCUACUGCAAGCCAACAACCAAUUGUUUGUGUCCGGGAUGUAUGCGUCACCUGAUUGGAAGUACAGUGACGGAGGGGAAGUGAUGGACAACACACUCUGGGCUCCAGACCACCCUGACCCCAGUCAUGGACAUUGCGUCAUGUUGACACUGACAGGUUUAGCCAGUGUGGAUUGUUCAGAAAGUCUCUUCUCCAUAUGUGGUUGAUUUUGAUUAUUAUUAUUUUCAAACGAGUGUAUUGCACCUGAAACUUGAAUGUAGUAGAAGCGGAUUUUAGUCGACAGCAACCACCACAAAAACUGAAUGACAUCAGCUACUAGUUGACUGUAACGCUGAGUAAUACGUAACUGUAUGUAUAUCGACGAUGUCGUGGAAUUUUGAAAUCAGUGAACAUUACGUAAACUUCUUAUUAUUCUUGUCAAAUAAAUGUAAAUUUGGGGUUUUAAAAGCUCCCCUGAACCAUGUGAAUCGUGUGAAUUCCCUCUGUCAGACCAGGUUUUGGCAUAAUACAAUAAAAUAAUAAUGUUUGUGAUAUACGAAAAUAUAUUGUAUUUCUUGACACCAAUCUACAAAUUAUUAAUGUAAUUAUCAAUAUCAACACAGCAAAAUCCCCAAGGUCAUGUAGGAAAGUUAUUCCGGCAUUAUUUAGCGAAACAAAAAUACGUAAAAUUUGACAGUAUAAGUCGUAGAUACCGUAGCUGUAUGCCGUUUGGGCUGUAGCCUUUUGAGUGGAGCUGAAGAAUGUGGUAUUUACUCGAGUGGUCUUGAUAUAUAGGUAAGGGUUAAUGGAUAGGUUUAAAGUAAUGCCAUGUACAUGUAUAUCCUAAACUAUUCUGGUGUUCGUUAUUAUUUUAUUCGAUUGCACAUUUUCUAAUAAAUAUGAUGAUUAUU